AUGUUAUUUGAGGCCAAGGGAUGGAACUUGAAGAAUGAAAAAAGCAUAGCAUUAGGAGGGGUUGAAAAUAAAAAGAAAAAAAGUAAAAAAGCAAAGAAGCGUGAGGUGGAGGUGCCGAAGAAGCGUGAGGUAGAGGUGCCGAAGAAGCGUGAGGUAGAGGUGUCGAAGAAGCGUGAGGUAGAGGUGAUAAAUGAUGGUGAACAGGGACCCAAGGAUAAAGACAAGAGAAAAAACAAGAAUAGCACCACUGAGACAGACCCAAUCGAUAAGAAAGAAACUUUGCUUGGUUCAGAGCAUAAAAACAAAAAGAGAAAGAAAUUGUUAAAUGACCACGAUGACAGUUCUGAUACAACGAAACGAGCCAAAUCGAUUCAGAAAGAAAACAUGCUGACAACCCCAGGCUCAUCUAGUGAACUUGUUUCUAGAACACCUCAAACUAAACUAACUCCCUUGCAGCAAAAAAUGAUGUCCAAGUUGUCUGGAUCGAGAUUCCGUUGGAUUAAUGAACAAUUAUACACCACCACGUCUGAGGAAGCGCUUAGAUUAAUUAGGGAACAACCUGGAUUAUUCGAUGAAUAUCAUCAAGGUUUCAGAUCGCAAGUUUCUAGCUGGCCCGAGAAUCCGGUUGAUGUAUUUGUUGAGCAAUUUAAACAAAGACUUUUGACCAGAAAUAUCAAUGCACCUGGUGGAUUACCUGGAACCAGAGAUAAACGAAUUGUAAUUGCCGAUAUGGGAUGUGGAGAAGCCCAGUUUGCCUUGGAUGUGAAUACCUUUGUUAAACAAGAAAAACAAAGAUUAAAGAAAUUGAAGCACCUUGAUGUCAAAGUACAUAGUUUUGAUUUGAAGAAACAUAAUGAUAGAAUUACGGUUGCUGAUAUUAAGAAUGUUCCGAUUCCCGAUGAAUCAGUAACGAUUGUUAUAUUUUGCCUUGCAUUAAUGGGAACCAAUUUUCUUGAUUUUAUUAAGGAGGCAUAUAGGAUUCUACAACCUAGAGGAGAAUUAUGGAUAGCAGAGAUUAAGUCGAGAUUUAGUGAUGUUAAGAAUGGACAAAGUGAUGAUCAAAUUGGUAAGGAGUUUGUUGAAACGUUAAAAUUGUGCGGGUUUUACCAUAAACUGACUGAUAAUUCUAAUAAGAUGUUUAUUAGAUUUGAGUUUUUCAAGCCAUCGCAAGAUAUAAUUAAUGAGCGAAAAAUUAAGGUUGAAAAACAACAGAGAAAAUUUAUUAAUGAGGAGACACAAGAGGAAAAAUUGCAAUAUAGAAGAAGAAAGCAGCCUGAGGGUGAAUGGUUGUUGAAGCCGUGUAUAUAUAAACGAAGAUGA
Messenger RNA from Lodderomyces oxycetoniae, 1320 nucleotides. It is a transcript of the gene RRP8, whose product is annotated as 25S rRNA (adenine645-N1)-methyltransferase. Bases 1 to 1320 code for a protein of 439 amino acids. Gene Ontology annotation, cellular component: nucleolus. Lineage: Eukaryota; Fungi; Ascomycota; Pichiomycetes; Serinales; Debaryomycetaceae. Gene Ontology annotation, molecular function: rRNA (adenine) methyltransferase activity. Gene Ontology annotation, biological process: rRNA methylation; ribosomal large subunit biogenesis. The transcript has a single exon. The record is from RefSeq and is a predicted model, not a curated record.